AUGUCCGGCUUCGAAGUGGUCGGGCUGAUACUAGGGUUGUAUCCGCUCGUCGUCGAUGCCGUUGACUAUUGCAGAAGAUUCAGAUCCGGCGAGGUCAUCCAUGAUCUGCUGGAAGAGGUUCGCGCCGAGAAAGUCAUCUUCUGUAACUGGAUCCAACAUCUUUGUAUCUCCCAGCUUUCAGGGACUGAUCUACAGGGCAUCUUGGACAAUAAUUCAGAGACAUUCGGGCUAUGGAAGAAUGACGGGUUUCUGACGAGCCUGAUGGCGUCGCGCGACAUGGAAUCCACCAGGUCGAUUGCCGCAACUCUGAUCGACAUCCACGCCGAGCUGCAACACAUUCAUCAAUAUUUGGAGAGGAUCAAGCCAGGUCGCGUCGACAGGAUGGCCAACCUCAAAGCUCAGAUCCUUGCGCUGGGGUCGGGUCUAGACAGCUCAGGACUCAAGAGGCGAGUGAGAAAGAUCCAUCAGCUUAAUGAGAGGCUACGCCGGGUGAUGGAUUCCUCCCCCGAGCGAAGAUACCCUCAAGGGCCAUUGCCAGUGCCCACCCUGACGAGUGCCUCAUGCUCGACCUUUGCCACGGGGGUUUUUCGAGCAGUCGAAAGUCAUUUUCGUUGCUCUUGCCAACGUUCCCAUCCCACGAAAUUGCAGCUCCCCUUGAUCAGGCAGCAAGAACAUCAAAAUGCUCCAGCUCGAAGGGCGGGACUGCAGCUUUUGUUUUCCGUCAACGACGACGCCUCUUCCGUCAAGUACGACAGUGCUCAGUCGAUUUCAGCUACCAUUAGCAACGUAUCUCUUUCGGGCGAGACGUCCGUCUCCUCCUUGAAAUCGCAACCUACUGAGAACGAGCACUCUCAGGGAGACUAUCCGCUUUCAUCUGUGCGGAGCAACAACUCUCUCAACAGCUCUGUUACGCUGGUGUUCAGUCCCAAAUGUUAUUCCGUGUCGGUGAUCGAAUGUGAAGGAGGGAGGGGUGAUGAGAUCACGGACCUAUGCUCGUCCUUUCGAUCGCUUGAGCAGGAAUCCGAUAGUCUCCUCAAAAGGCCGAGUCUAGGAUACUUGCGAGCGCCUGAUGAUGUUAGUUAUGAGCUUCGGUCUCCAAAGCCCAUCACCGAGGGAGACUCACGGUGCAUUCUGUCGCUGGAAGAUUUGUUUUCUGGAGACCACACCAAACUAGCACGUCGACAUCGGCUCGGCCUGGCACUUCGGUUGGCAUGCGGUAUUACUCAACUGCUUCAGACUCCCUGGAUUCGCGCAAAUUGGACGUGGGGUGACUUUUCCGUGAUGACCGAUCGACAGCAAGGUCUCAUCGAUGACAGUCUGUUCGUUACGAAACAGUUUCAGUCCUUCGGAGGGCCUCAUCAACCAAGUGUGCCCAGCGGAAAGACAGCCUCUCAGUAUCUCGGCAUAGCUCUACCUGAGCCAAUUCUCGCUCGCCUUGGCUAUGCAUUGAUAGAACUGGCCUCCGGCAAACGUCUUGCGAGUCUGCAGGAUUCAAAUGGCCCAACAAGCUCAGACCGAGAUUUGCAAGAUCUCUUACUUGCUCGUCACCUCCUAGAUACGGGUUUCGUGGUCGACCACGAGUGUCAGGCUUACAGCAACGUCGUCCAUGCUUGUCUGUACCAAAUGGUAAAGGGAGCAGGAGGCUUUGGCGCAAAGAAGCUGAAAUCCCAGGACCCGUCUUUUGAGAGAGAUAUGACUCGAGCCAUUGUGCAGCCUCUUUACAAUCUUUGCAGCAACUCAUGGGGAGGUCCAUUAGUAGCCGUGACAGCAUUCUAA
Messenger RNA from Fonsecaea multimorphosa CBS 102226, 1776 nucleotides. RefSeq lists its product as uncharacterized. The record is from RefSeq and is a predicted model, not a curated record. Bases 1 to 1776 code for a protein of 591 amino acids. Lineage: Eukaryota; Fungi; Ascomycota; Eurotiomycetes; Chaetothyriales; Herpotrichiellaceae. The transcript has 2 exons.